AUGGCCUCUUUCGAAGGAAAAGUGGUAGGAAGAUCAAAUUUUAACAUCUCACAAACCAUUAGUUUAAUACUGACUUGUUUUGAGAUUGCUAUUACCGGCGCCGCAUCGGGCAUGGGCUUAGCGACCGCAAAGCUCAUUGCAUCCCAGGGUGGUGCUGUCUCGCUGGCGGACAUUAAUGAAGACGCACUUCAAAAAUUAUCCAAGACUUUAGAUAAUCCAGAAAGGCAUAUAAUCUCAGUCAUCGAUGUGCGAAAGAGCGAGUCGGUGGACAAGUGGAUUGAAUCGACUAUACAACAGCUUGGAAAGCUAGAUGGCGCAGUCAAUAUGGCUGGUGUCAUUUCCCCGGCCAUGCCGAUCACUGAGAUGACCGACGAUACAUGGAAUUUUAACUUCGAUGUUAACGCCCGUGGCGUUUUCUUCUGCAUCAGGGCACAGUUGAGGGAAAUGAAAGCAGGUGCAAGCAUUGUUUCUGCAGCAAGUGUGUUUGGACAAUUUGGAGCCCCAGGAAACUCGCCUUAUUGCUCUAGUAAAGCAGCAGUCAUUGGUUUGACUAGAGCAGCCGCCAAGGAGAACCAACACAUCCGAGUUAACUGCGUUUCCCCUGGAUCCGUGAACACCCCCAUGUCUGCUGGUGAGGAUCCAGAGCAUGUUAAGAAGGGCCUACAAGUCACAGCGCAAAAGAGACGGGCGGAGCCAGUUGAGGUGGCUAAUGUCAUUGCUUUCUUGCUAAGCGAUGCAGCGUCAUUUGUUACUGGCGCUGUCUAUAACGUGGAUGGAGGCUGGGUCUGCUAA
This is a messenger RNA of Penicillium angulare, 792 nucleotides long. RefSeq names its product SDR family NAD(P)-dependent oxidoreductase. Lineage: Eukaryota; Fungi; Ascomycota; Eurotiomycetes; Eurotiales; Aspergillaceae. The coding region runs from base 1 to 792 and encodes 263 amino acids. The record is from RefSeq and is a predicted model, not a curated record. The transcript is spliced from 3 exons. Gene Ontology annotation, molecular function: oxidoreductase activity.